GUUUCAAAACAACGUGUGUCGCGUGCUGCUAGUAAUUGCCGGGUUAGUUCAUAUUUUACCCGAUAAAUAUUGCUUCCAAACUCCAUUGAACCAUGAAACGCCUAACAGAAGAGCAAACGAAGGUUUUGUUUGAAAAACUUUCCAAGUACAUUGGCACGAACGUAAAGUUGCUGAUUGACCGAUCGGAUGGGACCUACUGUUUCCGUGAGAAUAAAUCCCGAGUGUACUAUAUGCCAGAAAAAAUCCUAAAGCUGGCGCAAACAGUCCCAAGAGAAAACUUGGUUUCGGUCGGUACAUGCUUCGGAAAGUUCACGAAAGGCAACAAGUUUAUCCUACACAUUACGGCGCUCGUGUACCUGGCACCAUACGCACCGUACAAACUCUGGCUAAAGACAUCUGCCGAGCAACAGUUCCUGUACGGUAAUCAUGUGGCGAAAUCGGGCCUCGGUCGUAUCACGGAAAACACACCCGUCUACCAGGGCGUGAUAGUGAUGUCCAUGAACGAUGUUCCGCUUGGCUUCGGUGUGACGGCGAAAUCUACAAACGACUGCAAGGUGGCCGAUCCGCUGGUAACGGUCUGUUUUCAUCAGGCAGACAUAGGUGAAUACAUUCGUUCGGAGGAUACGUUAAUUUGAGAUGGUUGAAUGAAAAUAUAUUUUUAAACUGCUACCUAG
Molecule: messenger RNA, 674 nt
Organism: Anopheles coustani
Lineage: Eukaryota; Metazoa; Arthropoda; Insecta; Diptera; Culicidae
Product: 60S ribosome subunit biogenesis protein NIP7 homolog
Exons: 2
Coding region: 93-635 (180 amino acids)
Biological process (GO): ribosome assembly; ribosomal large subunit biogenesis
Cellular component (GO): preribosome, large subunit precursor; nucleus; nucleolus
Molecular function (GO): RNA binding
Source: RefSeq, a predicted model, not a curated record